Molecule: messenger RNA, 2067 nt
Organism: Penicillium griseofulvum
Lineage: Eukaryota; Fungi; Ascomycota; Eurotiomycetes; Eurotiales; Aspergillaceae
Product: putative C2H2 finger domain protein
Exons: 5
Coding region: 1-2067 (688 amino acids)
Biological process (GO): regulation of transcription by RNA polymerase II
Cellular component (GO): chromosome
Molecular function (GO): chromatin insulator sequence binding
Source: RefSeq, a predicted model, not a curated record
AUGGAGGAAACACAGCUGGGCUGGAAUGACUCCACAGAUAUUCUUCAAGGCAUCAUGGUUGGACAUGAAGGACAGGAUUCAUCGGAUCCUAAAUCCUCAAAUAUCCCCUUCGACGUCGCAAAUCCACUAUUAGAUCUCCAACUCGGAUCACUUGAUCCAACACUUAACCAUUCACUCUUAAACCAGUGGCCUACACACUACUCCCAAUACACUCACUCCCGUCUGACGGGCGAUCAAGAUGCUUGGAAUCCGCUGCUGGCCACCGGUGUCCCGGCCACCUCCAUCUCGCACAUGAACAUGCCUGUCCAGAUACCCGAUCAGGACUGCUGUUUCUCACAACAUUAUAGCGAGCCGUCUGAGACUGGAAGCCAGUAUAUGGAUAGCUAUCACUCUGCUGAUUCCGGAUACGGUGGGACUAGCUGUACAACGCAAUCGGCUGUUGCCUCUUCGUACAGCAUGGAUUCAUCGAGCCCACAGAUGGACACGGCAGACAAUAUAUCUGCCGAGUCUGGGCCUUCGUUUGGCCGCCUCAAGUAUGGGUCUGUGUCUGAGGCAUCGUAUACAUCGGAGUUUGUGGCCUCGCCGUCACAGUUGGUUGAUACCUCAAUGCGAUGCGAGCAUCCAUCGUGCAAGUGGGUCGGGAAAUGUCCUUCGGACAAGAGGAAACACGAGGCUCGUCACAAGAAACUCUUCAAGUGCGACGUGCCAAACUGCCCACGGAAGGACGGAUUUGGUACCAUUAAUGAUCUUGCCCGUCAUAAAAAAUGUGUUCACAAUAAAGAGCCCGAGCGUGGGCCUAAAAUGAUGUACAUGUGCUUCGGGACAAACUGCCCGCGCCCGAACAAGAGGUGGCCGCGCCUCGAUAACUUCAAGCAACACCUGAACCGGAUGCAUCAUGAAGAGGAUGGUGAAGCGCUCUUAAAAAAGUCUAUGGAUUGGUACGAGAAAGUCAUCCUCCGCCAACCAGAACAGAGCCUCGACAACCGUAGCCCAAGAGAUAGUUCAGUAUUCGAAGCGCAAGACGACGAAAUGUCCAUACAGUCUGCCGCAGAUAUCGACCUAGAAUACAGUUCGACGUCACAACAGAAGACUGAUAUCUUCACAUUUGGUGCUGCCACACCGAGACCCCCUCAGUAUGGUACGCCGUCUCUCACAGACUCUGUACCUUCUCAAUUCCCCGCUUUUGCCUCUCUCGGCCUAUCAACAAGUCAAGCCUCUGCUGAACGCGGAAUCACAAGGCCUGAUGGAUCGGUUACAGAUGCAGCUGAUAAUUUAAUCAACGCCAUGACGAAAAUGAUGAACAAUCGCGGUCGGAGAUCAAGUCAGCAUACCGAUGAGGGGGUUGACCUUGAAGCCGACGCUGCUCAGCUUUCCCAGCCUCAGCGACAAAUGCUGCAAAAAGUGCUUUCGGUGGCCUUGGAACGGUUAUCCGACGACAACGAAGUUACCGCACAAGAGCCUGAUACCGAAAAACGUGGCUGGUUCCAAUGUGACGCGUGUCCAAAGCAGACCCGGCUCCGCUGUGAAAUGAAGAAGCACCAAAAGCGUCACGAACGACCAUAUGGCUGUACAUUCCCUCACUGUGCCAAGUCAUUUGGCAGCAAAGCCGAUUGGAAACGCCACGAGAGCUCCCAGCAUCUCAGUGUGCCAAGUUGGUUCUGCACAGAACAUGAUGUGCAAACAGGCGCCUCAUGCGAACGACUGUUCUAUCGACCCGAAACAUAUACCCAUCACCUGCACCAGCAUGGGGUUCAUGAAUAUCAAGUUGCAGCUUCAGCUGGCAAUAACCGGCUCGAUCUGGCGGGCCAGUCGCAUUUCUGGUGUGGCUUCUGCAACUGCAGAGUCCCGCUAAGGAAUCAUGGCCCCGAGGCCUCAGAUGAAAGGUUCAAUCAUAUUGAUAUUGAGCAUUUCAAGAAAGGAGAAAGAGGUCAGGACUGGCGAUUCCCAUCUUCGUCGCUCGAUCGAGACGAGAUGGAUCAGACCAAAGAUCUUGCCGUGCAGACUUUUGACCACAGUCAGAAGGCUGCAGUAACCGGCGAGCGGAAACGCAAGUAUGCUGCGGCAUGA